Molecule: messenger RNA, 1060 nt
Organism: Rhincodon typus (whale shark)
Lineage: Eukaryota; Metazoa; Chordata; Chondrichthyes; Orectolobiformes; Rhincodontidae
Product: ankyrin-1-like
Exons: 8
Molecular function (GO): protein binding
Source: RefSeq, a predicted model, not a curated record
GCAGAAAGUCGAAACUCCCUUGCACAUGGCAGCCAGAGCUGGGCAGACUGGUGUAACACGCUUCCUUCUGGAGAAUAAUGCCCACGUUGAUGCCAAAGCUAAAGACGAUCAGACUCCCCUGCACUGCGCUGCCCGCCUCGGCCAUCUCGAAGUGGUCAAGCUCCUGCUGGAGAAUGGGGCGUGCCCGAAAUCGGCCACCACCACUGGCCACACACCCCUGCACCUGGCCUCCCGGGAGGGCCACCUGGAUGUGGUGGAGGUGCUGCUAGACCAUGGUGCCUCACUCACGCACAUGACCAAGAAAGGCUUCAGCCCUCUCCACAUCGCUGCAAAGUACGGAAGGUUACGGGUCAUGGAGGUGCUGCUGCAACAUGGUGCACAGCCAAACUGCGCAGGAAAGAAUGGAUACACCCCAUUGCACAUCGCAGCCAAACAGAACCAAGUGGAGAUUGGGAAGAAACUGCUGGAACAUGGAGCAUCAGCUGACACCGAGUCCUUUCAGGGAGUGAGUCCCUUACACCUGGCUGCACAGGAUGGUCAUGUCGACAUGGUGGCACUCCUGCUGGAGCAUGGAGCGAACGUCAGCCUGGGCAGUAAGAAUGGCCUGACGCCGUUACAUCUGGUCGCCCAGGAGGACACGGUCCCUGUCGCUGAAUUACUCAUCGAUCACCAAGCAUCGGCCGAGCCAACGACCAGGAGCGGAUACACACCCCUGCACAUGGCCUGUCACUACGGCAACAUCAACAUGGUGAAGUUCCUGCUCCAGCACAAAGCCAAUGUCAAUGCGAAGACCCAGAUGGGGUACACCCCGCUGCACCAGGCUGCUCAGCAAGGUCACACCGACAUUGUUAAUCUCCUCCUCAAACACGGAGCCUCUCCAAAUGAAACCAACGUGAAUGGCAGCACUGCACUUGCAAUCGCAAAGAGACUUGGCUACAUCUCUGUCACUGAUGUCUUAAAGAUUGUGACAAACGAACCCAUUAGCAUGGUGAGUGUGACUGGGACUGACGGCCAGGCUCGGGAAACAGUCUCAGGCUUCCCCAUGACCUGCCUGUACCCG